Molecule: messenger RNA, 6082 nt
Organism: Pundamilia nyererei
Lineage: Eukaryota; Metazoa; Chordata; Actinopteri; Cichliformes; Cichlidae
Gene: rims2a
Product: regulating synaptic membrane exocytosis 2a
Exons: 34
Coding region: 190-5238 (1682 amino acids)
Biological process (GO): intracellular protein transport; regulation of synaptic vesicle exocytosis; calcium ion-regulated exocytosis of neurotransmitter
Cellular component (GO): presynaptic membrane; cytoskeleton of presynaptic active zone
Molecular function (GO): small GTPase binding; transmembrane transporter binding
Source: RefSeq, a predicted model, not a curated record
UUACUAACCUGGAGGAAGGCGAGCUAAGCAGAGUGACGGAGGAGGGUUAAGGACCCCAGAGGCAGACAAAUAAGGACGGACCGGGCAUCUUUUAUUCCAACAUGCGAGUGAAACCCCUCUAAGGGAUGGCAACGAUGGGUUAGACAGGAUUUAACAUGACUGCAAAAUAAAAGCCACUGUGUGUAAAAGAUGUCUGCUCCACACGGGCCCCGGGGCGGCCCUGGCCCUGCUGCUGCUACUCCCUCAGCGGCCGGCGCCAUGCCGGAGAUGCCGGACCUCAGCCACCUCACCGAGGAGGAGAGGAAGAUCAUCCUCGGCGUCAUGGACCGACAGAAGAAGGAGGAAGCGAAGGAGCAGUCUAUGCUAAAAAAAUUGCACCAGCAGUUUGAGUCAUAUAAGGACCAAGUUAAGAAGAUGGGGGAGGAGACAAAGCAGGGUCAGGACCAGAAGAGCGAAGCCCCAACCUGCGGGAUCUGCCACAAAACCAAGUUUGCCGAUGGCUGUGGCCACCUCUGUUCAUAUUGCCAAACGAAAUUCUGUGCUCGGUGCGGAGGACGAGUGUCUCUGCGGUCAAAUAAGGAGGACAAAGUGGUUAUGUGGGUAUGCAACUUGUGCCGAAAACAACAAGAAAUCCUCACCAAAUCGGGGGCAUGGUUCUACGGCUCGGGGCCUGAUCAAGCGCGGGGUGUGUUUGAGGGUGGGCCACAGGGGAAGAAGGCCAAACUGCAGGACCCGUCCCUAUACCCCUACCAGGGAGCCUCAGGAGACUUGACACCAGCGUCAGACAGAAACAGACCUCACGGCGGGCUCCUGCCCAGACAGGCGUCCCUUGACAACGGUUCAGGGCUAAGGAAACGAAGCCCGUCUGCAUCCAGGGAUCCAAACCAAAAAUACGACCAAAGGGAGGGGGGCGACCACUCACAGUAUGCCCCGACGGACGGCGGCAUGCCUAGAUCACCGUCUGACUAUGGGGAGGGGGACCCUCGGCGGGCUCCGCGGGGCCCACACAUGUACUCAGAUAUGGAUGCAGUGCGAAUGGGCUAUCGGGACCGUCGAGGUCCCGGUCGCUGGCACUCACAGGAAUACCCACUCGACCAGGAGCUAGAUGGACCGCCCAGUGAGUAUGACCUCCAGCGGCAGCGCCAGGAAGAGUUCCAGGCACGCUAUCGCAGCGAUCCCAACCUGGCACGCUACCCUGUUAAGCCGCAGCCCUACGAGGAGCAGAUGAGGAUGCACGCUGAAGUGGGCCGGCUAAGGCACGAACGUCGCCACAGCGACGUCUCGCUGGCCUACACGGAGCAAGAUGAGCCCAGCCCCAUCCGGCUGUCGCGUCAGCUUCUCACUGAGCGCCGGCCGCCUAUGGUGGGACAGCGCUCCUACUCCGUUGACCGGUCCUCACCAGGGCCAAUGGGUCCUGGCCUCGGAGGCCACAGAGGAAACCACAGCCCCCCAACGCCACACCGUAGUCCCGUUCUGGGUGACCGGUCGGGGGACCUGCGAAGAGGAGACCUGGGGGUAGGUGGGGAUAUGAUGAGGAGGCCGCAGCACCACUUGGACCCCAGUUCAGCUGUCCGCAAGACCAAGAGGGAGAAAAUGGAGAGCAUGUUGAGGAACGACUCUCUUAGCUCAGACCAGUCGGAGUCGGUGCGCCCGCCACCCCCCAAACCCCACAAAACCAAAAAGGGAGGGAAGAUGAGGCAGGUGUCACUGAGCAGCUCGGAGGAGGAGCUGGCCACCACGCCGGAGUACACCAGCUGUGAGGAUGUGGAGAUAGAGAGUGAGUCAGUUAGUGAAAAAGGGGACAGUCAAAGGGGAAAAAGAAAAACUAUUGAGCAGGCAUUUAUGUCCGAGGCGACACACACCUUAUCUGAGAGGCAAAAGAAAAUGGUGCGCUUUGGGGGACACUCAUUUGAAGAGGACUUGGCAUGGUGUGAACCGCAGGUUAAAGACUCGGGAGUUGAUACGUGCAGUAGCACUACGCUAAACGAGGAGCAUAGCCAUAGUGAGAAGCACCCAGUGACGUGGCAGCCGUCCAAAGAUGGGGAUCGCCUAAUAGGGCGCAUUUUGCUCAACAAGCGCAUGAAAGAUGGAAGUGUGCCUCGAGACUCAGGUGCUCUGCUCGGUCUGAAGGUGGUGGGAGGCAAGAUGACAGAAUCUGGUAGACUUUGUGCUUUCAUCACUAAAGUGAGGAAAGGAAGUCUAGCAGACACUGUUGGACACCUCAGACCAGGAGAUCAGGUGCUGGAGUGGAACGGGAAGCUUUUACAAGGAGCCACAUUUAAAGAAGUUUACAAUAUCAUACUAGAAUCCAAGCCGGAGCCGCAGGUGGAGCUGGUGGUCUCGCGGCCUAUAGGAGAUAUUCCAAGGAUACCAGACAGCACACACUCACAACUGGAAUCAAGUUCGAGUUCUUUCGAGUCUCAGAAGAUGGACCGUCCUUCCAUCUCUGUCACUUCUCCUAUGAGUCCCAGCAUGCUGAGGGACGCCCCCCAGUACCUGUCAGGACAGCUCUCAAGCCAAAGCCUUAGUAGAAGAACACCGCCUUUUGCCCCUAGGGUCCAGGUCAAACUGUGGUAUGACAAAGUGGGCCAUCAGCUAAUCGUCACCAUCCUGGGUGCCAAAGACCUGCCACCCAGGGAAGACGGCCGGCCCAGGAACCCUUACGUCAAAAUCUACUUCCUCCCUGACAGAAGUGACAAAAGCAAGAGGAGAACAAAAACAGUAAAGAAAUCCUUAGAGCCCAAAUGGAACCAGACCUUUAUGUACUCGCCGGUGCACCGGCGGGAGUUUCGGGAACGUAUGCUGGAGAUCACAUUGUGGGACCAAGCCAGGGUGAGGGAGGAGGAGAGCGAAUUCCUGGGAGAGAUCCUGAUUGAGCUGGAGACGGCUCUUCUCGAUGACGAGCCACACUGGUACAAGCUACAAACACACGACGUGUCAUCUAUCCCACUCCCACGUGCCUCCCCGAACGCACAGCGCCGGCAACUCCACGGAGAGAGUCCAACGCGGCGGCUGCAGAACAAAGGCUCUUAUUCACACAACUCAGGAUCCCAAAGGAUAAGUGACAGUGAGAUCUCAGACUAUGAUUGUGAAGACGGCGUUGGGGUAAUAACAGACUACCGGCCAAAUGGCAGAGACUUCCAGAGCUCCACGCUGUCGGUCCCCGAGCAGGUCAUGUCUUCUAACCACUGCUCUCGGUCAGCUGAUAUAAACAGGGUGCGGUCGCGCUCUCCCAGCGUUCCCCCACCCUCCAGCCAUUUUCUCACCCUACCUCGAACCAGACAUACUCAGCCUAUUGAUGACCCUCAGAAGGACCCCAGCCGCAACCAUCGUGUGUAUCCGAUCUGCCGCGAGGAAGCAGUCAGGUUACUGCGUUCCACUAGGAUGACCCGUGCCUAUUCAGAGGGCGCCUACUCCUCCGACUAUGACUACGAGAGGAGCCACGGAGCCAUGGAUAGACACGAGUAUCACAGCAGGUCCCGCUCUGCAGACCAGCGGCCCACUAUAGAGCGCCACACGUCCCGCUCACGCUCCACUGAACGCCCCCACGACUCUUCGCUCAUGAGGUCCAUGCCUUCUCUGCCAUCUGGGAGGUCCGCCCCCCCCUCACCUGCCUUGACGAGGGCACAUCCGCGUAGUGGGUCCGUCCAGACCAGUCCCACAAGUACCCCUAUGUCCAGUAGACGAGGUCGGCAACUCCCACAGCUUCCACCCGCAGGCAAAGACAGAAAAGAUGGAGACGAAGGAACAGAGCCUUGUGAAGAAGACACGGACUCACCAAGUUGGACGAACUCAGGUAUGGACAUGGAGGAGAGGACCAGACAGAUGAAACUAAAGAUGAACAAGUACAAGCAGGGAGCUGGUUCUGACUCAAGACUGGAGCAGGACUACCACAAGCGUUCAGGCAGAGAUCCACGGGGCUCCGACAACUUGUCAGCCAAGUCGUCGGACAGUGAUGUAAGCGACGUGUCCGCUGUGUCGAGAACCAGUAGUGCCUCUCGGUUCAGCAGCACGAGCUACAUGUCUGUCCAGUCAGAAAGGCCGCAAGGAAACCGCAAGAUCCGCCAGUUGCGAUCGAGGAGCCAUUCUCGGGAGGGGGAUGAGCAGUUAGGAGAAGUGAGGGAGGAAGAGGAGGCAGGAGAAAAAGGCAGAGGGGCUAGUAAAGAAGGAAGGGUGCAGAGAGGGGGGAAGGAGUGGGAGGGAAAGGUAGACGCAGGCAAAGAGCAUCAGAAGGAUUUGGUGGAGAAAGAAGAGGACUUGCACCAAAGGAGUAUCUCAGAGACUGACCUCAGUGACUUUGCAUCCAAAAUGAAAAACAGGCAGAUGGGCUCAUCGGGUGGGAUGAACAUGACCAAGAGCACAAGCAUCAGUGGCGACAUGUGUAACCUGGAGAAGACGGACGGCAGUCAGUCGGACACGGCGGUUGGCACGGUAGGCACUGACGACAAGAAGAGGCGCUCCAGCAUUGGUGCCAAAAUGCAGGCCAUGGUUGGCAUGUCGCGCAAGAGCCGGAGUACCUCUCAACUCAGCCAAACAGAAGCGGGAGGUAAAAAGUUGCGCAGCACUAUCCAGAGGAGCACAGAGACAGGCCUGGCGGUGGAGAUGAGAAGCAGGAUGACUCGGCAGGCCAGCAGGGAGUCCACAGACGGAAGCAUGAACAGCUACAGCUCCGAGGGAAAUCUCAUCUUCCCUGGUGUGAGGCUGUCCUCAGAUGCCCAGUUCAGUGACUUCCUGGAUGGUCUUGGCCCUGCUCAGCUGGUUGGGCGACAGACAUUGGCUACUCCCCCUAUGGGAGACAUCCAGAUUGGCAUGGUGGAGAAGAAAGGUGCACUGGAGGUGGAGGUCAUCAGAGCCCGUGGCCUUGUGGGAAAACCAGGUUCCAAGGCACUGCCAGCACCGUAUGUAAAGGUCUACCUUUUGGAAAACGGAGUCUGCAUAGCCAAAAAGAAAACUAAAGUAGCAAGAAAAACCUUGGAUCCUCUUUAUCAGCAGCAACUGCCGUUUGAGGAGAGUCCAGGAGGGAAGGUUUUACAGGUCAUCGUAUGGGGUGACUAUGGACGUAUGGACCAUAAAUCAUUCAUGGGAGCAGUUCAGAUACUGUUAGAUGAGCUGGACCUGUCCAACAUGGUGAUUGGCUGGUACAAGCUCUUUCCUCCUUCCUCACUGGUGGACCCUACUCUGGCCCCACUGACAAGAAGAGCUUCCCAAUCCUCACUGGACAGUUUCUCUCGAUCAUAGCAGCGUGUGGACUGAUAGCGUUGUUGUAGCAGCCAGUGUUGCGAUUACAGGUCACGCCCCCCCGGUUACACUGCAUGCUUGAUGUUGUGUCUUCUGAGCCUGUUUCUAGGGGUGCAAACGUGAUCCUGUGUUUUGAGCAAAAACGUCACGCACACUGUGCAUGUGGCGAAGCGUAUCGCGAGCGCCUGGUAGCAGGGAUUGCCAGGUGUUGUUGUUGUUGUUUGGAGGAAGCCGGAAUGAACUCCUUAGCACGAGGAAUCCGUCUAUUCCAGGUUUUCAUCCAAUUCGAAGCCAUGGGGGUCAACACUGGGAACCUCUGAAUGAGUUCUACAGAAGCCCUUUUCGAAUGAAAAAUCUGUGUGUUGCUUGAUUUUAUUUUUUUUCCUGUGUCGUUUUCAUUUCUUUUAUUUACUUUUUUCUUUAAAUGUCAGUGUACUUGUCUCUGAAGGGGGUGACAGUGUUUCUAACCAGAUGCUUGGUCACGCCACGCCAACAGACCUAGCCGUGUUGAUGGAAUUUUUGAGACCAUCACUUUGGGUGAGGUGUGUCCCAGCUUGUAACCACACUCCCACAGACCCCAAAAAGAAAAAACCCUGCAUACUCUACAUAUAUCUACCCGUUCAACCCAUAUUGGUAAAGCACUGUAAAAGAUUAAUCAAAUGCCACUUUAAAGUGGCUGCCCUCAACACCCCCUUCCCCCAAAAAAUAAAUAAAUACAGUAACAAUCCAAACUCCAUGAAAAGAUGUACAAUCUUACCAUAUUUCUUUCUCUGUUGAUAUAUUGUAUGAAAAUUAAAUGAGAUUUUUCUUUUCCCUUUUUUUAGUUUCUUUGCAUGGACACAAA